Molecule: messenger RNA, 1614 nt
Organism: Cinara cedri
Lineage: Eukaryota; Metazoa; Arthropoda; Insecta; Hemiptera; Aphididae
Source: the annotation of a GenBank genome assembly
CGUUAAUCGCCGCAGCUGUAAGUGAGACGUUAACGAUAACGCCUAUAUUGUUUUUUUUUUUUUUUUUGAGUUGUUUAAACAUACCGCAAAAUUUAAAAAAAUGAUCAAACCUUUGGCUAUUGUCCUUUUCGUCGCCACGACCAUAGCUAUGGCUAACCCGGAUUCUUACACGACCAGAUUCGACAACAUAAACAUCGACGAGAUUUUGGGAAACGAUCGUUUGUUGAACAACUACUUCAAAUGUCUUAUGGACAUGGGAAAGUGUACACCGGAUGGUGAAGAACUUAAACGUGAGCUUAAACUUAAACUUAAACUUAAAACGUAGAGUUUUUAAAACUCGUUCACGCACUUAUACAUAAGUAUAUCGCGAAUCUAACAUUUAGUACAAUUUAAUUUCAUUAUUUUUUGAAUAAUUUACAAUUCUUUUAGAUAUAACACUGAAGUAAUUAAGCAAUAUACUUAGUAAAUAAUUGUAUAAGUUUGAAAAGGAUUUCUUAUAUUAUUCAGAGUAUAAUUUUUGCCAAUAAAUUCCAAUUUUAGUCUCCCGAAUGGGAACUAUGAAUGAAAUUCAUUAGGCUAUCUGAGUCAAGCGUAUCGGAUUAAAAAAAAAUAUUUAUAACAAAACACCGAAAGACGCUCAUGAUUUCGUGGUAUGAUAGAAAAACAUAUGAAGAAGUGUUAAGAAGACGUAAGGAAAAAAGUGUUAACUAUAUGAUAGGUCACAUACUGUCCCGUGGUAAUUUGUCGAAAGUCAUGCAAAUCAACCAAUUGAAAGAUUGGUUAUAGACCAAAAAUAAAGAUUAUAAAACAAUAUUACAUUUUUCAUUUGCAGAGGACAAUAACAAUUCUUUAAAUAUAUUUCUGCUAUACAUACCGAUUUUUCAUUUAAAAUUCAUUUUUUUUUUUUGUCGGUCAAUAAAUCAUAGGUAUGGAUUAUUACUACUAUAUUUAAUAAUUUUAUACAAUAUAUUACAGGGUGUUGUAACAAUAUUUGAUGUGCUUCUAUCCAAAUUUUCGAGUUUUCUCCUAAAAAAGACAUUUAAUUAGAUAGGUAUAUAAUGUAUUAAAGUUGAAAUUCAAAAACAUGUUUUUAGAUUUACAGAACAACCGAAAAACAAAAUAUAUAACAAAAUUUUUCUAAAUUAUAGGUACAUAUUAUAGUAUUAAUUGUUUUACACGUGAAUUUUUUCAGGGAACUUAUUGGACGGGAUACAAAAUAAAUGUGCAAGAUGUUCGGAAAAACAAAAACAGGGCUCUGAAAAAAUCAUUAAGUUUUUAUACGAAAAGAAACCCGAUCUCUGGAAACAGCUCGAAGACAAAUAUGAUCCCACGAAGACGUAUAGACUGUUGUAUGUGGAAGAUGCGAAGAAAUUGAACAUUCAAGUUUAGAUCAAAAUUAGUAUUGCAAUUUGAAUCAAAUAGCAAUACAAAUAAAAUUGUACAAGUCAUUUUACCAGAACAACACGAUUAUAGUAUAUUAUAUGCCAUUUAUGUGAAGGCGUAGUAUUUAGUGUUUACCAAUUUUUACCAUAUCAGAAUGUAUACUACAAUAUUUAUAAACAUUGAAUAAUUAAAUUAUACACGUAUUUUAUGUGUUUAUAAUCAAAAAUGUUG